CGCCGCCUCGCAUCACCGAUUUCGACCUCUUGACUUUUGAAAAAAGAAGAAACGCGAGAAAGCUCCGUAAUUCAAAGUUCUGAUAUACGUCUUAACGAAAAGUGGUAAAAAAAUUGUUUUGAAGCCUUAUUGUAUGAAAAGUUUCAUAUUUUAUAUCUCGCGACACGUAUAUAUUUGGAUUGAAUAAGAGUAAUCAGAACAUACCUCGCAAAGUUGUAAAGUACCAUAAAAUGUUUUAUAUUGUAAACACGCGUGUUACAUGCGUAAAUUAAAACGAAAAAUCGAUUUAAAGAAUUCUCCUUAUCUUCCAAUUUUUCCAACAGAAUCUAAUGAUAUAAUUCUCUGUUUAAAGGUGCGAUUUUUUGUUGAAAUAGAAGUAAUUCGAAGAUAAAAUAUCGUCACUAUUCUUCUAAAAGAUCGAUAGGAUUUUAAUUAUUACGAAUUAGCGGAAAUGUACAGUGUACAUGUGACACCGGGAAGAUCCUCGGACCGGAAGAAGAAUCCGUCUGAUCUAGACGAGAUCGCAACGUACACAGGACGGAGGAAGGAAUCGAUCUCCGUGAAGCUGAAAAAUUAUAUCCGUUCGCAAUUUCAGCAGGACACUAUAUCGGAAGGAGAGCUUGAAGGACUCGGGGGCGUUUUAGGGAGCUCCGGGGGCGCCGCGCUCGCUCUUGGCGGCCGACACAAGCCGGAGGAACUCGCGACCCUCGCCGCCACCACGAGGUUUUCCCGGAAGGAGAUUCAACUGAUAUACCGGGGCUUCAAGCAAGAGUGCCCGACCGGCCUGGUCGAUGAGGAUGCCUUUAAGCAGAUUUUCUCUCAGUUCUUUCCGCAGGGAGACGCGAGUCAAUAUGCUCACUACGUUUUCAACACCAUGAAAAGGAAACCGUCUGGCAAGAUCAGUUUCGAGGAAUUUCUUUCCAUACUGUCAAAAGUGUCGAGAGGAUCGGUGCAAGAGAAGCUGCAAUGGGUAUUCGGCCUGUACGACCUAGACGGUGAUGGUUUAAUAAGUAAAGAAGAAAUGCUGGACGUCGUAGGCUCUAUCUAUGAAAUGUUGGGUCGUUACACACAACCGCAGAUCCUCGAGCCGCACGUGGCUGCUCGCGAACACGUCGAUCGCAUCUUCCACUUAAUGGAUGCGAAUAAGGACGGCGUGGUGACCAUCGACGAGUUGGUGCAGUGGUGUUCCAAGGACGAGCAAUUGUUGCGAAGUCUCGACACCCUGGACACCGUAUUAUGAGAUCUUAACGUCCCAUCGGAGUUUGCAGUAUCGGAUUAUCAACCACGCUUUGAGCAAUGAGUACGCCCAGUCACGCAAAGCAUCGUAAAUCUUUCCAUCGAUUUACCCACCUCUAUACAAACCGUAUAGAGUAAACUCUAUACGAACCGAAUACCAAACGAUCACGCGUACGAGAAACAAUAAUCGAAAAAGUCAAAACAGAAAUCUUUCGAAGAAGAAAAAUUCUUUUGAAAAAGAAAAUGUAAUUAAAUCUUCUUACUAAUCGUGAAUCUAUUAUUUGCAUGGAUGACAAUGUAAGCUGAACAAUUCAAACCUCCUUUUGCGAUGAAGGAAAAUCAAGCGUACCAUCACCUGAAAUGUCAUUGCUCGAAGCGUAUCUUCAAGAAAAGACGCUGAAAAACCCUUUUGCACGUGUCUUUGUAAAUAUGUAUGUAUCCCGUUUACCUACCCAGUCUUUCACAUACAACACCUCUGAUACAUCACUCGAGGGCCUGAAAGAACCGACGAUUAAAUUGCUUUCAACGUAUCUUGAAGCUUCACAGCUUUAGAAAAUGUUCGAAAACUUAAAGUUAUAUAUUGAAAUAUUAAAUUAUUAUAUAUAAAAUUGUUACAUUAGUUAUAAUCAUGUCUCAGAAAUGUCGAUUAAUCGCCGGUUCAUCCAGAUGCUCAAAUUCUUGCAAGAGAUAAAUAUGGAGGGAAAUUUGACCUACAAAAAAAAGGGAAAUUCAUGAUCUUGCAAUAUCGCAGAAUUAUUUUAAGUAUAAAUUUUUGCUCUAGUUUUGCAGAAUACACUUUCAUAAAAAUUCCGUUUUAUUAAUUUUUUAAAAGUUAUUCGCGUAGUGUUGUAAAGUAUUUUAGCCUCGAGAUUCUCAUAAUACUAUAUACAUAAAAAUCUCGAUCUUUUGGGCACAAGUCUGUCCUAUUUCCUUAAAAUUUUCAAAUUUGAUCUUUCAAUCUUAAUAUAUUAUCGUGAAUGCUGAAUUUGGAUACUUUAGCUAUCGAUUACGAAAUUAUACUUUGCUUAGACCAAGUGAAGGAAACCAACAAACGUGUUCUACCGUUCACCUGGUCUUUACAUCUCGUGUGAUUAUACUGUACCUUAUUAUUACAUAAUGUUAUCGACAUGAAUAUAGAAUUAUUAUAUUAGAGAUAUAAGAUAACCCGUUGUCUGCCAUGUGUAUAACAUUGAUAAUAACGUAAGAAUAUUUCUUAAAAUAUUUAUUCUUGAAAUUAUUAUAUGUCUUCUAAGCUCUAAUGUCUUUCUUGACUUUUCAAUAUUUAUAAUCUUGUAAUUCCUAAGUUUUACGAUUCUUGAAAUUUAUAAUUCUCUGUUUACAAAAUACUCAUCGCUCACGGAAAUCUAAAUUAUUUAAACAUUCUUGCGCAUCUUCAACUUUCAAGAAAACAGUUCUCUUUUUGCAAGUAAUUAAAUUUUCAUGGCAGAUCAGGUGUCGUAUGCCUAUUACACUACGCUCGUUCCCAAAAAUUGUUGAGACUUAAAAUUUAAUCUCUAAUUACAAAGAUAAGAUACAUAUUAUUGACUUUGUUAAGGGAAUAUUUCAUGGAUCUAUUUCUGGUUCGCAUGCACUUUGCGAAUUUCUCAGCGUUGCGAGCAAGAAACACCGUGUUUACUGAUGUUAGAGAACAUAUAGCGUGUACGUACAUACGUAUGUGCACUUUUUUUGUUAAAAUGCAUGUACACUCGUGCAUACCUGAGAAAAUAAAUCUACCUUUGUACCUCGAAUCACUGUGUUAUUUUCAAUAAAUACGCAUAUGCUACA
Messenger RNA from Ooceraea biroi (clonal raider ant), 3021 nucleotides. RefSeq names its product Kv channel-interacting protein 4. The record is from RefSeq and is a predicted model, not a curated record. Gene Ontology annotation, molecular function: calcium ion binding. NCBI's taxonomy places the organism in Eukaryota, Metazoa, Arthropoda, Insecta, Hymenoptera, Formicidae.